Messenger RNA from Alnus glutinosa, 1952 nucleotides. Its product is annotated as sugar transporter ERD6-like 5. Gene Ontology annotation, cellular component: membrane. The transcript is spliced from 18 exons. The record is from RefSeq and is a predicted model, not a curated record. Bases 252 to 1691 code for a protein of 479 amino acids. Gene Ontology annotation, biological process: transmembrane transport; carbohydrate transport. Gene Ontology annotation, molecular function: sugar transmembrane transporter activity. NCBI's taxonomy places the organism in Eukaryota, Viridiplantae, Streptophyta, Magnoliopsida, Fagales, Betulaceae.
UAUCCCUGCAUCUCGUACACACAGUACUAAGAGUCUCAUUCUCUCUCUCUCUAUCUCGUACAAGCACCCCUCAACCAUUUUUCAACUUACUUUCGUUUGCAUCCGUCAGUCUAGCUCAUCAAAUUCUUGCUCAUCCCAUGUAUACAGCUUAUAUCGAUCCCUCCCCCCACCCCAGCUCGCGCGCGCUCACAGUCACAGUCACAGACACACCCACGCUCGCAAGAAACUGAUCGGUUUAAUUAGGAGGAAGCAUGGAAGAAGAAGGAGCAACAACAAGAACACUACUUCUGGAACCAAAGCUCGAGAAUAGUGACGAUCACGGUGGGGUUGUGGUGCUAACAACAAGUGAUCAUGAAUCCUCUUCAACGAUCUCAUUUAUUCUUGUCCUUAGCACCCUAGUUGCCACUUGCGGAUCUUAUACUUUUGGAAAUGGUGUGGGGUAUUCGUCACCAGCUGAGUCCGGAAUAGAGGAUGAGCUUGGGCUUACCACUGCGGAGUAUUCAAUUUUUGGUUCAAUAUUAACACUUGGAGCAAUGUUAGGAGCAAUGUUUAGUGGGAAGAUUGCGGAUUUCAUUGGCAGGAGAAGUGCAAUGGGAGUUUCAGAAAUACUCUGCAUCCUGGGGUGGCUUGCAAUAUUAUUUUCAAAGGAUGCUUGGUGGCUUGACCUUGGAAGAUUUUUAGUUGGAUGUGGGAUUGGGGUUCUUUCCUAUGUGGUUCCUGUUUAUAUUGCAGAAAUUUCGCCUAAGAAUGUUAGAGGAGCAUUUGUAUCACUUUCUCAGCUGAUGAUAGGUUUUGGCCAAGCGCUCACAUUUCUCAUUGGUUCUCUUGUCAAUUGGCGCACCUUGGCUCUAAUAGGAAUUAUCCCAUGUCUACUACAUCUGCUUGGCCUAUUUCUUAUUCCUGAGUCUCCUAGAUGGCUGGUCAAGCAUGGUCGCAUAAAAGACUUUGAAUCUGUGCUGCAAUUCCUCAGAGGAGAAAAUGCUGAUAUUUCUCAAGAAGCAGCUGACAUCAAAGAAUAUACAGAAAAUGUUCGAUUGAUAUCUGAAGACGGAAUUCUAUGCCUAUUCCAGCGGAAAUAUGUUCAUCCAAUAAAAGUUGGAGUCGGGCUUAUGGUAUUCCAACAAUUUGGGGGACUUAAUGGGUUUACAUUUUAUACAAGUGCGAUAUUUGAGUCGGCUGGAUUUUCAAGUAGCCUUGGGACCAUGGCAGCGGCAGUAGUUCAGAUUCCAAUGACAGUAGUGGGAGUACUCCUCGUAGAUAGGUGUGGAAGACGGCCACUCCUAAUGAUAUCCGUGGCCGGAACAUGCUUAGGUUGUUUCCUCACUGGAUUUUCAUUCUUCUUGCAGGAUCUUCAUGGUGGGAAGGAGCUCAUUAUGAUUUUGGUCCUUAUUGGUGUAUUGGUUUUCUUGGGAUCUUUUCAGCUAGGCAUGGCAGGAAUACCAUGGGUUAUUAUGUCAGAGAUAUUUCCAACAAACAUAAUGGUUUCCGCUGGAAGCCUUGUGACUUUUGCCAGCUGGUUUGGUUCUUGGAUUGUUUCUGCCACUUUCAACUUUUCAUUCGAGUGGAGCUCAGCAGGGACAUUCUUCAUAUUCUCAGGCAUAUGUGGUGUGGGAAUUUUGUUUAUUGCUAAGCUGGUGCCAGAGACCAAGGGGCGUGCACUAGAAGAAAUCCAAACUCAUACUCUGCAAUAGGGAAAAAAAAAAAAAAAAAGGUUAUAAAAUGGCAUCAUGAAAUUCGUGUAUCUAAUCUUCAUUAUCACCGGAUAGUGUUAGAGGAGUUAUGUACAAAUAUAUAAAGUGUGAGAGGAGCGGGUUACUUGUUUGACCAAUUUCUUACUAUUUGUAAUUAUUUCAGUACUGUUAUAGUUUGUUUUGUAGGAUCAUUCACUUCUUCUUUUUAAAUCAGGAGUGGGAAGGAUCCUCGCGUAAUAUAUUGAAAUAUGUUGAACUGCA